Molecule: messenger RNA, 2119 nt
Organism: Theobroma cacao (cacao)
Lineage: Eukaryota; Viridiplantae; Streptophyta; Magnoliopsida; Malvales; Malvaceae
Source: RefSeq, a predicted model, not a curated record
AAUAUAGUUAACAAAGCAAAACCGGCGACAAAGAGAAUCCGUUGAAGGCAUAUAUAAUAAAAAAAUACUAUACCGACAACAGCUGCUGAUGAUCCAAUGGUCUCCCAUUGUCUCUUGCGAGUUACCAUCAAACUUCUUCAUUGCCUGUCCUCUUCUUCAGCUUUAUCAUCUCUAAACACUUGCAACAGUUCACUUUCCUAUAAAUCCCUCCAAACUAACUCUCUCUCUCCCCCAACCCCCCCACCCCAAAACUUCAUUUCCUUUCUUUUAUCCAUAUCCUCUCUUCCUUUUACAUUUACAACAACCACUCUUUGUUAGCCUUUUAUUUUUCAACAGAUUUACAUGUCCGCGAUGGAGCUGAUUCCUGGUCUUCCUAAUGAUAUUGCCCGUGAAUGUUUGAUUCGUGUCCCAUACAAUAACUUCUCCAACAUUGCAUCAACCUGUAAAGAUUGGAAGGUUGAAAUUCAUUUGCCAGAGUUUUUUCGUCAUCGAAAAGCCGCUGGCUGUAGUAAACAUGUGAUGGUGAUGACCCAAACCCGAGUCAACCCGAGAGGAAAUUUCGGCCUGAAAUGCCAGGCCAUGCGGGUUUAUCGCCUCGUGCUUUGCGAGCCGGAUACCGGUGACUGGUGUGAGCUGCCUUCGGUUCCGGAGCUGUUUGAUGGGUUGCCCAUGUUUUGUCAAGUUGUCGGAGUCGGGUCGAACCUUGUCGUGAUGGGCGGGUUGGAUCCGGAUACUUUUGAGGUCCGGAAUGCUGUCUAUGUUUACAAUUUUAUAUCGGCCAGGUGGAGGCGUGGGGCUGAUAUGCCAGGUGUACGGAGGAUAUUCUUUGGAUGCGCGUCGGAUUUGGAUCGGAUGGUCUACGUUGCCGGAGGACACGAUGGCGACAAAAAUGCGUUGAAAUCAGCAAUGGCAUAUGACGUGGCAGCUAACAUGUGGGUUCAGUUGCCUGACAUGGAAAGAGAGCGUGAUGAGUGCAAGGGAAUUUUUCACCUUGGAAAGUUCCACGUCAUCGGCGGAUAUUGUACAGAGAGGCAAGGCCAAUUCGAGAGCAGUGCCGAGCAAUUCGACAUUGCCACGUUUCAAUGGAGCCCAGUGCAAGAUAACCUGUUGUUAACCGGUGCGUGUCCAAGAACAUGUGUGGCAGCUGACGGAAAAUUAUACAUGUGUCGGGAAGGUUACGUGGCAAGACUGGAGGGUGACACCUGGACACCAAUAGCUGAGCUGCCAGUUGAAGUGUGCAAAACAGCUCAUAUGUGCACGUGGAAAGACAAAUUGUUGGUGAUUGGUUCAUGGAGCUUCGGCGAGCCCCACACAGCUUACGUGUUGAAUUUGAGAAGUUACACGUGGAGCAGAAUGGAAGUGGGAGAGGAAUAUUCGGGUCAUGUUCAGUCUGGUUGCUAUCUGGAGCUGUAAAUGGGUUCAAGUGGUUGCGUGUGUUUCGGUUUGGUUGGCUCUAUAUGUACGCAUGAAACAGCCCUUUUUUGUAAAUUAAAUGCAAUUUUGAUGCUCUGUACCUGCUAGUCAAGGCUAACAGGAUAAGAUGCCUGUAUAUAGAACAGUUUUAAAUAAAGGUUGACAAGGUGGCAUCAGACAGGGAAACCUGAAGAAAAAGUGAAAAGUUGUUUGACAAGGUGUCCGCCUUUUAAAAGGGCAAAUCCAAUGCAUAAGUUGAGCAUUUGAGAUUGGGAUGAUGAGAGAGACGGGGUAUUACGAUAUCUGGUGCAUUACAUGGCAUACAAGGCCCACCCCAACGCCCACAAUCUGAGUGCACCCUGCAGUGCCCUGAGAGCGAGCCUGGAACAAUGGAACAAUGCUCGUGGAUUUCUUGCUCUCUCGUUUUGCGUGAAUGCAAAACCAUGGGUCAGGACACAUGGUUUGCGAUUGCGAGUGGCGUCAGAUCAGAUUCAUCCAAGUGCUCAAAAUCUACGCAUUUUUAUGAUUUAUGUAUCGUGGCAAUUACUUGAUGUUUAAUGUAUUACCCAUACAAAUAUAAUCUGAAUACGUGUGUUCACUUGCAAUGAAGAUGAGGCUUUAACUUUACUUGAAAAAAAAAUUAUAAGGCUUCAGUUUUGAAGUGAGAAAGAGAAUGAUAAGCAUUAUUGAAGCAAAUUGUUUGAUA